AAGACACCCCCAAUUUUAUAAACUUAGGGUUCUUUGUACUCUUCUUUCUUCGAGUUCGAGGUAAGGGCACAAUGCAUCGGCCCCAAUUUUGGCUCCAACGUGCUGCUACUAGCUACAGUAUGAUCGGAUUCUGUUGGUACGAAAUGGGUAAGUACCACUUUUCUGCAUUUUGAUUCACAUUGAUGAUUUGGUGUUCAAUUCUCUUUGCAUCGUAGUAGAAAUUGAAAUUCCAGCUUUACAUUGCAAACCCCUACCACAGAAAUUAGUUCACGAGUCGCAAGCUUAAGUUAAUGGCUUCUGCAAGUCGUCGAGGUGAAGGAAUUUGUGGUCGGCGUGAAAGUGAGAGUAUGAUAGAUGUAUUUAGUAAGCUUCCAGACCAGAUUUCCCAUCACAUUCUUUGCCUACUUGCUGUAACCGACCUCGCUCGUUUCGGUUGUGUGUCCAAAAGAUGCAGAGAACUUUGCCUGUCAUCUCCCAAGUUGAAUUUGGAUGAAUUUUCCUCGGUGAAUACGUCCACUUGUUAUAAGCGGCUCGAGUUGUUUACCUAUUUGGAUAGGUUCUUAUUCCGCCGUGGCGAUAAUAAGAUACAAAGCUUUCGCCUUUGUUGGUAUAGGCAUGAUGUAUGUGAGGGUGAAGAUGAAGAAGCACAAUGCGUCUGUGAUUGUUGUGCGAGUUUCAGACUGUUUACGUGGAUUGAAAAUGCAGUAAGGUGUAAUGUUGAAGUGCUUGAUGUGGCGAUGAAUUAUCAGGACGAGGAGGAACGGUUUCUGUUUCCUGCUAGUGUCUUUUGUGUGGAACUUUGAGGCAUCUAAGACUGCACCUGAACUGUACAGUUCUUAAGAAUCCGUCGUUCGCUUUUCAAUCUAAUCUCAAGAUCUUGGAGUUGAAAAAUGUUGAUAUAGAUGAUGGUGGUGGAUUUUUCAAAUGGAUCUCGUGUUGCUGUAAAUUCAUUGAGGAAUUAAGCCUUGAACACGUUUGUGUGACACAAGAAAUUUCUGUUGAAAGCUCGUCUCUGAAAAUACUAAACUGUUCUGGUUUCUUUCUGAUUGAUAAAUGUCAUAUUAACAUCUCAUGUGAGAAGCUUGAGUACAUACGUAUUUGCUGGGUAUUUGACUCACCGAGAAACAAAUCCUUAAAUAUGUUUGCCCCAAAUCUGAAGUCUUUCAAAUGGUUCGGGAGUUUGAUGAAUCACUCAAAUUUGGGAAAAUUAGAACGCUUAGAAGUAGCUUCUUUUUUCUUGGAGCCAACACUGGAUAUCUUGGACAAUAUAGUCGAGGUUCUUCACAGUUUAUGCAGGGCUAAACUUUUUAUGCUAAAUGAAGCGACCAUUAAGGCUCUUCCGUUGAAGGAAUUAUCAUCUAGGCCAGCUCCACUAUGUGAUACUAGUUCUUUGUGUAUCGAAAUUGGAAGCUUUAUUGAUGAGCUGAUCCCAGCAAUGGUCUCUCUCUUCAGAGCAAUGCCUAAGCUUUGUACUUUAUGCAUAAUGUUGAAUCCGCCUUCUGGUGCCCCUACCUCUAAUGCAUCGGGGAUUAGCAUGGAAUACUGGAAGUUGCAAAACCUCGCGUUUGUUUAUCAGCUCAAGCACGUUGCUAUAGAGCUUUGCCACGGGUCUAAUGGAAUGGAGUUAGCAAGGUACAUUAUCGAGUAUGCUCAGAAUUUGCAAAAGAUGGUAAUAGUUUAUUCUUCCCAGGACUUGGAAAAAAUUACAAGGGAGUUAGAGAAAAGCAAGAUGAUUCCCAAUGCGACAAUUGACUUCCAGGAAAAAUCGAUCAAGAGGUAGAAGAAAGCUGUUUCGAUAAUUUUCAGAAUUUAUUUUUGUUGCAAUGUCGAAACCUUAGUAGUCAGGGCCGGACCUGUGUACAGACAUUAGGCUAUAGCCGAGACUAGAAUUUUGUUUUCAAAAUUAGCAAGGAAAGCUUUCUUUCAAAAUUAUUGUGGUUUGUCUUCUGAAGGCCUUUUGGAACUGCUCAUGUAUGAGCUUCUCUCUUUGGCUUCUGCAUUUGCGUUUUAGUCUGUGAAAGUUGUAAAACACGGAAUCACGCAAUGCACGUAAACAUGCCUAGUUUUCAUUUCA
Messenger RNA from Malus domestica (apple), 2074 nucleotides. The record is from RefSeq and is a predicted model, not a curated record. Lineage: Eukaryota; Viridiplantae; Streptophyta; Magnoliopsida; Rosales; Rosaceae.